GUGUUCCUUGAUUUCCUACGGCGCACAACAACAACAACAGUCUGUUGUGAAAAGUUUGGAUAUUUGUUCGUUUUAUCGGUGUAGAAACAUGUCGGACUUAUUGCUAAAAAUAAAAAAUCGAAUAGGUGAACAGAAGAAGAAGGAGAGUUUGAGUCAGAGCGACAUGCAGAAGUUUGGUUUAACAGGGAUUCAGCUGAGGAGGUACCAGCUGGACGGGGUCCAGUGGCUCGCUCAGUGCCUGCAGAACCAGCACGGCUGCAUUUUAGGAGAUGAGAUGGGUUUGGGCAAAACCUGCCAGACGAUCUCUCUGCUGCUCUACAUGUCAGAAGCUGUGGGGAAGAAAGGUCCAUUUUUGGUUCUGAGCCCGCUCUCUGUCCUGGAGAACUGGAGGAAGGAGCUGGAAUGCUUGGCCCCCUCUCUGACUGUGCUGUGCUACAAAGGAGACAAAGAGCGACGGGCCGAGAUUCAGAGGGAAACAAACACAGAAGACUUUCAUGUUCUGCUCACCACCUAUGAGCUGUGUCUCAAAGAUGCUUCGUUCUUAAAAAGGUGGAGCUGGGAGGUUCUUGUUGUAGAUGAAGCUCACAGACUGAAGAACCAAAAUUCYUUGCUGCACCAAACAUUAACAGAGUUCUCUGUUGGUUUCAGAGUCCUGUUAACAGGAACUCCCAUUCAGAACAACCUGCAGGAGCUGUACUCCCUGCUCAGCUUCAUCCAGCCCAGCAUCUUUGCAGCCAAGGACACAGACAGCUUUGUCCACUCUUAUGCUAACGUGCAAAAUCAGCCUGCUCUGGCUGCUGAGCUUCAGAGCAUCUUGGAGCCUUUCCUGCUCCGUAGAGUCAAAUCAGAGGUGGCUGCUGAUCUGCCCAAGAAGACGGAGCUGGUGGUGUACCACGGCAUGUCGGCCCUGCAGAAGAAAUACUACAAGGCCUUUUUGACGAAGGAUCUUGAGGCUUUUGGGAACGAACACAGCAGUAAGAACAGGCUGCUGAACAUCCUGAUGAACCUGAGGAAGUGUGUUGACCAUCCCUACCUGUUCGAUGGGGUGGAACCAGAGCCCUUUGAGAUAGGAGAGCAUCUGGUUGAAGCCAGUGGAAAGCUGUGCCUCCUGGACAGCAUGCUGACCUUUCUGCACAAAGGGGGUCACCGGAUCCUGCUGUUCUCUCAGAUGACAAGGAUGUUGGAUAUUCUUCAGGACUACAUGGAGUAUCGAGGUUAUAGCUAUGAGCGACUGGACGGGUCUGUUCGCGGGGAGGAACGAAAUCUAGCAGUGAAGAACUUCAGCAGCAAAGAUAUUUUUGUCUUUUUGCUCAGCACUAAAGCAGGGGGUGUGGGCAUGAACCUUACAGCUGCUGACACGGUUAUUUUCGUGGACAGUGACUACAACCCUCAAAACGACUUGCAGGCAGCAGCACGCUGCCAUCGGAUUGGUCAGAACAGACCUGUGAAAGUAAUUCGCCUCCUUGCAAGAGACACGGUGGAGGAGAUCAUGUACGCCCGUGCUGUAUCCAAGCUACAGCUCACCAACGCUGUUAUUGAAGAAGGACGCUUCUCAUUACUGGACCAAGCUCAGUCUGCUGCUGCAGGACUGCAGCUGAGUGAGAUCCUGAAGUUUGGGAUAGAUAAGCUUCUGUUGUCAGAUGAGAGCUCAAUACAAGAAGUAAAACUGGAGAAGAUCCUCGGCUCGUCACGAAGCGGUCAUUGGAUGGAUGAUGAGGACUUAUCACUUAAAGAAGAAGAAGAGGAGGAGGACAGAUCUGAAUCUGAAGUGCAGAACCACAUGUACUUUUUUGAGGGCAAAGACUACAGUAAGGACCCCAGUUCUGAAGACCAGAAGAGCUUUGAGCGUUUGUUGGAGGAGCAGCUGACGGAGUUUCAGAAAACUGCAGGAGAGGGGCGAGCUCUGCGACACAAAGCUGGAGAAGAGGAAACCUCUCUCUCCGAGACAGAGCCGGAGCUGUGACGUCAGAGGAGGGAAGAGAGUCAAGACACGGGAGGACAUGAAGAAACACCAACAUGAGCAAAAACAGCAAAAAUAAAUAAAUAAAUAAAUAAAUAAAUAAAUAAAUAAAUAAAUAAAAUAUUUCGUUUUUCUAAA
Austrofundulus limnaeus is the source of this 2098-nucleotide messenger RNA. Its product is annotated as chromodomain-helicase-DNA-binding protein 1-like. Gene Ontology annotation, cellular component: nucleus. The record is from RefSeq and is a predicted model, not a curated record. Lineage: Eukaryota; Metazoa; Chordata; Actinopteri; Cyprinodontiformes; Rivulidae. Gene Ontology annotation, biological process: DNA repair; chromatin remodeling. Gene Ontology annotation, molecular function: ATP binding; DNA helicase activity.